This is a messenger RNA of Torulaspora globosa, 1950 nucleotides long. RefSeq names its product tRNA dihydrouridine synthase DUS3 (gene DUS3). NCBI's taxonomy places the organism in Eukaryota, Fungi, Ascomycota, Saccharomycetes, Saccharomycetales, Saccharomycetaceae. The record is from RefSeq and is a predicted model, not a curated record. The transcript has a single exon. Gene Ontology annotation, molecular function: RNA binding; tRNA dihydrouridine synthase activity; metal ion binding. The coding region runs from base 1 to 1950 and encodes 649 amino acids. Gene Ontology annotation, biological process: tRNA processing.
AUGACUGGGCAAGAGAGAUGUGCUGAUUUUGAUCAACAGCCUACGAAAAGACAGGACACUUCUAUCUCGAAGGGGAUAGCUCAAUUGAAAGCAGAGUACAUUGUUUGCUCUCAGGACGCCAAAGUUGUUAGUUAUGAUGCCGAUGAGGAGCCUUCUUCUGAUCGGAUAUUGAAUGAUGUGGGGUCUAACGACAGUGGUAAGAAGAGGAAGAAUAAAAAGGGCAAAAAGGGCCAGAACAAGAAUAGAGAUAAUAGACAGGUUAAAGAAGCCAAGGCUCUGUGUCCAAGAUACGUCCAAGGCACUGAAAAUGGGGAAACGUGCAGUUUUGGCGAUAAUUGUAGGUUCGUUCAUGAUAUUUCGGAGUACCUGUCGAAUAAGAAACCCGAGAUCAGGUCAGAAGUGUUUACCGGGUGCCCAGUGUACCAGUCAAUUGGGUACUGUCCUAUGGGGUUCAAGUGUAGGUUUCUGUCGUCGCAUCUAGAUGGAUUGAAGCUGAUCAGGAGGGAUGAAGAGGAUUACAGGAAGUUUUUGGACGCGAACCACGAGGUCAACCACAUAUCAGGCGCUUCGAAGCUGGAUCUGGUCAAGAAAAGGUUCCCGUUCACCAAGAGCGAGGAAGUUCUCGAAAUCAUUGAUGCCAUACAGCAGGAGUUUAGAGACAGCAUGGAGGCUGCGCCGGAGGAGAAAGAGGCAGAAACCACGGACGAGAAGGCGCCUCAGGUGGUUCAGAGGGAGAACGAGUUGCGGACCAAGAGAGAACGUCAACGGGAACUCUGUUUGAGGUACAAGGACACCAGAUAUUUUGCACAGGAGAAGAAGCAGCUAGAUUUGCGCCGCAAGAAGAUUGUGUCACCAUUGACCACCGUCGGUAACUUGCCGUACCGUCGUCUCAUGAGAAAGCUCGGCGCCGACGUCACGUAUUCCGAGAUGGCUCUAAGUGUUCCCUUGAUCCAGGGCACGAAUUCGGAAUGGGCGCUUCCUAAGGCGCACGUCACCGAGUAUCCUGGCUUUGGCGUACAGAUUGCAUGUUCUAAGGCCUGGCAGGCGGCCAAAGCCGCUGAAGCACUGGCGUGCCACACUGACGGUCACGUCAGCGAGAUCAACCUGAACUCAGGGUGCCCGAUCGAUCUGCUUUACAGACAGGGCUCAGGCAGUGCGCUCCUGGACAACCCUGCCAGGAUGAUUCGGUGUCUGAACGCGAUGAACUACGUUUCUGGCGAAAUACCGAUCACGGUCAAGAUCCGUACGGGAACCAAGGACGACCAUCCAGUCGCAGAGGGCCUGGUGAGAAGACUCGUAUACGAGACGGACGUCAGCGCCAUCACGUUGCAUGGGAGAUCCAGACAGCAGAGGUACACCAAGAUGGCAGAUUGGCACUACAUUUCGCGCGUAGCCGACACUCUGAGGGCUUGCGAAGAAGAAUACGCCGAGAAGGCAGAGAGAGAGCGCAGCCAAAGGAUCCAGUUUGUUGGCAACGGUGACGUCAACAACUUUGAAGACUGGUACAAGCAUCUGGAAUCGAACGAAGCCAUCGACAGUGUUAUGGUCGCGCGUGGCGCACUAAUCAAGCCCUGGAUUUUCGAAGAGAUCGAUGCCCAGCAGCACCUGGACAAGAGCAGCAGUGAAAGACUCGAUAUCCUGAAGGACUACGCCCAGUUCGCGAUGGAACACUGGGGAACCGACGAGUACGGUAUCUCACAAUGCCGCCGCUUCUUCUGCGAGUUUAUGUCAUUUUUCCACCGCUACAUACCAAUGGGCAUCUGCGAGCGGUAUCCGGUGCAGCUGAACGAGAGACCGCCCAACUGGAGGGGCCGCGACGAGCUGGAGACCACGCUCGGCAGCACCAACGUAGCCGACUGGAUCAAACUCAGCGAGCUGUUCUUCGGCAAGACAGACGAAAACUUUGUGUUUCUGCCCAAACAUAAGAGUAACUCGUUCGCAACGGCCUAG